AUGACAGGAAAAUAUCAAUUAAUUUCUGUUACCAAUUUUGAAGAACCACAGCCAAAAUUGAUGGCAGAAAUCAAGCUUGAAGAACCACUUCAUAGCUGGACAGUGAUCCCACCUCAAUUCACCCUCAGUCGUCAUGUGGAAGUACUGAUGGCAACAGGGAGUACAAUUCUAGUCGUCGAUAGCUCAGAAGUAAUAGAUCAACAUUUAAAUCAAGGACCUUUUACAAAACUAGUCGUAUCACCUAAUGGCAAAUUCUUAGCCCUCUUUACGUCGGAUGGCCGACUUUGGGUAGUUUCUACUGAUUUUCAAAAGAAUCUUUCAGAAUAUGCAACUAAAUCAAAGAUUCCUCCACAACAGUUAGUUUGGUGUGGUACAGAUUCUGUUGUUCUUUAUUGGGAUAAAAUUGUUUUAAUGGUAGGUCCUUUUGGUGACUGGAUUAAAUACACUUAUGAGGAUCCCAUUUAUCUUGCUUCUGAAAUUGAUGGUGUACGUAUUAUUAGUAACGAUAAAUGCGAGUUAUUGCAGAAAGUUCCAGCUUCUACGGAAAAUAUUUUUAAAAUAGGCUCUACUGAGCCAGCAGCUAUGCUAUUUGAUGCCUUGGAUCAUUAUGAACGUAAAAGUCCAAAGGCAGAUGAAAAUAUUCGUAGCAUUAAAACAGAGUUAAUUGAUGCAGUUGAUAGUUGUAUUGAAGCAGCAGGUUUUGAAUUUAAUCAUUUUUAUCAACGGGCUUUAUUAAAGGCAGCUUCGUUUGGCAAAUGCUUUUUAGAAAAUUAUAAUGCCAACAAUUUUGUUGAUAUGGCACAAUCCAUACGUGUUUUAAAUGCAGUACGUUAUUAUGAUAUUGGAAUUCCAAUUACCUAUACACAAUAUAAACGUCUUGGUCCUAAUGCUCUUAUAAAUCGUUUAAUGAAUCGUAAUCAUCAUUUAUUAGCUAUACGUAUUGCAGAAUACCUUCAACUUCGCACAGAUAAAAUUCUAAUUCACUGGGCUUGCGAAAAAAUUAAAUCCUCUGCAGAGGAUGAAGAAACACUCUGUAGGACAAUUGUAGAUAAACUAGCAAAAAAAUCUGGAUUAUCUUAUGCAGAAAUUGCGAAAACGGCACAUAACGCAGGACAGACUCGAUUAGCAACAAAGUUGUUGGAUUAUGAACCAAGAGCUGCAGAUCAAGUGCCUCUAUUGAUAUCAAUGCAAGAAGAUGAAACGGCAUUAAUAAAAGCGAUUGAAAGUGGAGAUACUGAUUUAGUAUAUCUUGUUAUAUUCCAUUUGAAACGUAAAUUACCUCUAGGUGAAUUCUUUAGAAUGAUUAAUAAUAAACCUGUGGCCUGUAAUCUUCUUGAAGUUUAUUGUAAAGAACAAGAUACUGAACUUCUUAAAGAUUUUUAUUAUCAAGACGAUCGAAGAAUUGAUAGUGCUAAUAUUAUAGUGUCGGAAGCGUUUUCAGAAAUGGAUAUUGCUGAACGUAUCAAGAAACUUAAAAUAGCAGGCAAAACCUAUAGUGAUCAUCGUGACCGAGUAUUUGAAGCAAAGGCCGUAGAUGAAGCAAUCAAAUUACUUCACUUCCAAACAGCUCUUGAAAAGGAAACCCAGCAAUCUUUCACAGGCCUUUCUAUUAGUGAGACGAUUUAUAAAUGCACUACACUUGGUCUUCAUAAUAAAACAUCGAAAAUCAGAACAGAUUUCAAAAUACCAGACAAAAGAUUUUGGUGGGUUAAAUUAAGGGCAUUAGUUGAAGCAAGAGACUGGGAAAAUCUUGAAAAGCUUGCUAAAAGUAAGAAAUCCCCUAUUGGCUAUGAGAUUGGUGCCUUUAAAGAAGCAGGAGAACAAGCCUUUUUGAAUAAAGAUGUAGAAGGAUUAAGAGAGGUGCGAGCAAAGUGUACAAAUCAUAUAGUAGCUCAAGAACUGGAUUCACUGCUUGCACAACUUAAUGCUAAAUAA
Cokeromyces recurvatus is the source of this 1935-nucleotide messenger RNA. RefSeq names its product Vps16, C-terminal region-domain-containing protein. Gene Ontology annotation, biological process: endosomal transport; vacuole fusion, non-autophagic; intracellular protein transport. Gene Ontology annotation, molecular function: actin binding. The record is from RefSeq and is a predicted model, not a curated record. The transcript has 10 exons. Lineage: Eukaryota; Fungi; Mucoromycota; Mucoromycetes; Mucorales; Mucoraceae. The coding region runs from base 1 to 1935 and encodes 644 amino acids. Gene Ontology annotation, cellular component: HOPS complex; cytoplasm; lysosomal membrane.